Messenger RNA from Gadus morhua (Atlantic cod), 1572 nucleotides. Its product is annotated as alpha-2,8-sialyltransferase 8F-like. The record is from RefSeq and is a predicted model, not a curated record. The coding region runs from base 114 to 1181 and encodes 355 amino acids. The transcript has 7 exons. Gene Ontology annotation, molecular function: alpha-N-acetylneuraminate alpha-2,8-sialyltransferase activity. Lineage: Eukaryota; Metazoa; Chordata; Actinopteri; Gadiformes; Gadidae. Gene Ontology annotation, biological process: oligosaccharide metabolic process; N-glycan processing.
CUGAUGAUUCCGCCUGAGCUAGCCUUAAGAACGGACGCUCAAACAGGAACCAGUGUUCACAGGAGAGUUGGAACUCACAGAAGAAUAGAGAAGAAAGAACGUAAGCAUUGGAGAUGCUGUCCUCCUUGAAGAUGCUGUUCUCCUUGAUGAUCACUCUCCUCAUCUUUGGAAUCUUGUUUACUACCCUCAUCUCCGAUGUGAGACCUUCACCUCCACCUGUUCCUUUACCUCCCGCUCUGAAAGUCCCGAGCCCCCCUAAAGGAUGUAAAGGAUGCAGGGGAUCUCUUAUCGAGAAAGUGAUGGCACGACAUUCUCAGACAUGGAAAAAGCAGCAAGAAAACUCUUCAAAUUUCAGAGAUCUGCUGAGAAGCACAUGUCAUGGUUUUACCAAGGCCGUCGUUUCACAAGAUAAUACCCCGGUGGGAGCCCAGAUUGUGUACGAUGGCGAGAAGAGAAAACCAUUGUCAGUGACAUCAGCCAUUUUCCAAACAUUUGCAAAGAGGAAUCCAUUCUCAAACAAAACCUGGGAUACCUGCUCUGUGGUUGGCAAUGGAGGGAUUUUGUCCAACAGCACCUGUGGAGAGAUGAUAGAUUCAGCCCAGUUCGUCAUCAGGUGUAACCUACCUCCUGUGGAGAACAGCUUCCUCAAGGAUGUAGGCAAGAAGACAAACCUUGUGACGGCUAAUCCAAGCAUCUUGCAUGAGAAAUUUAGGGAUCUACAGGAGCGCAGACGUCCCUUCAUGGAGAGCAUGCGUCGCUACAAUGACUCUCUGAUGCUCCUGCCGGCGUUCUCAUAUUCCGUGAACACUGCAGUGUCCCUGCGUGCGCUCUACACCAUCGAGGACUUUGAGAGCCCAAUCAGGCCGGUGUUCCUCAACCCAGAGUACCUUCUGAACCUGCACAGCUUCUGGCGUUCCAAGGGCCUGAAUAAGCGUCUGAGCUCUGGCUUGAUGGUGGCCAGCCUGGCGCUGGAACUUUGCACCAAUGUACACCUGUAUGGGUUCUGGCCCUUUGACCAACACCCGCUAUUACAGCAGCCCCUCAACAACCACUACUAUGACAACGUACCGAGUAAGAAGAAUGUUCAUGCAAUGCCUGCCGAGUUUGACCAUUUGUUGAGGUUACAUGAGCAGGGUGUACUGAAAAUACACCUGGGGGAGUGUCGGCCAUCCAGCCGGUAGGCAGCCCUGCAACUUCUCAAAGAUGUCAAUAUGUGUUUUGACAACAGUGAGGCAUGAUGUUUGUUUUUAUUUAUUUGUUCUUUAUCUCCACAAAUUACAGUUAAAUAAUAAGCUCAACUGAGAAUGCACUGUACUGAACAUGCACUGUUUGAACUGAGGAUGUCAUGCAAAAUGAGCUUUCUGUCUUUUAGUAUUAUGCAUAAUAAUAUAUUUUUUUAAACUACAACUGCAUUCAUAUUUUUUCUUGAAUUGAGAUUGUUUAGAUUUAGAUUUGGUAAAUGGGCCUCAUCUACACAAUGUCGUUUUCUUAACUGAAUUUUUUAUGAGUAUCUCAACAAAGCCAAUUGGUCAAUCACCUAGAAAAAUAGAAAAUGUAAUAAAUGUAUAUGUU